AUGCAACGGUGCACAGUCAGAUGUAGUAUUUCUGCUGGACUCAAGUUCAAGCAUAACUGCUGACAAUUUCCAGAAAGUGAAAGAUUUCAUCAAUGGCAUUAUUCAAAGGCUAGAUGUUGAUACAGGUAAUGUACGGGUUGGAUUAGCCCAAUUCAGCGAUGGCACCAAAGUGGAGUUCUACCUGGACACAUUUAGCAACACUCUGGACAUGACGAACAGUGUGGCUAGUAUAACCCAACUCGGAAAAGGAACUAACACCCACUUAGCACUUCAGUUGCUCAUUGACUCCAUGUUAACAAUGGACAGAGGGGACAGACCAGGCAUACCCGACGUUGUCAUCGUUGUCACUGAUGGAAAGUCGGACAACGAACAGGCCACCAAAGAUGAAGCUAUCAAAAUACAUGAAGCGGGAAUUAAUACAUUUGUUGUCGGUGUAGGAGAUACAUUAAACACAGAUGAACUGAAUAUGAUCGCCACUGAUCCUGACUUUGAACACACGUAUUUUGCUGGUGAUUUUGAUGUUCUUGUCAACAUAACCCAAGAUCUUGUCGAACAUACUUGUUUUGAUCCAGUUUGUAAGGAUCGAACGACAGAUAUAGUGUUUAUUUUGGAUGGCUCUUCAAGUAUCACGGCGGAUGAAUUUCUCAUGCUGAAAGAUUUUGUGAAAAAUGUUGUUAAUCGGCUAGAUACAUCAACAACAAGAGUCGGCCUUCUAACGUUUGCAACUGGGACAAAUAUUGACUGGAAUUUGAAUAAAUAUGGACAAAAGUCUGAUCUACUUGCUGCCAUUAAUGAGGUGACUCAGAUUGGUGGUUCAACACAUACGGCUGAGGCAAUUAGGGUUGUUCGAGAACAAAUGUUCACGACUGAGAAUGGUGACAGAAUCCAAGUGCCAAAUGUCAUUGUUCUUGUCACCGAUGGAGUUUCUAAAGAUGUCGAUCCUUUGCCAGAAGCACAAAAAGCAAAGGAUGCCGGAAUUGCCAUUACCUGCGUAGGUGUAGGCAACGAGUUUAAACAAGCCGGGAAAAAAGCACAAGAUGAAUUGAAUGGAAUCUCAAGUGAUCCAGAUGAAAGCUACGUUUUCGAAGUUGGAUCAUAUGCAGAACUAGAAGGAGUCGCAGCGAAAGUAACUCAGCGCACCUGCUACCCUGAUGUUUGUGGCACGGCAAAAAUAGAUUUGGCUAUAUUAUUGGAUCGUUCCGCUAGUAUCCCAUUAGAUGACUACUUGCUGAUGCUAACUUUCACAAAAGAUCUGGCAAAUAAAGUCGAUAUCGAUGCAGAGCAUUUUCAGAUUGCAGUUGUGACUUUUAGCGAUACUAUCACAACGGAACUUGUACUUAAUCAGGCUGAUUCAAGAGAAAAAUUCAUCAACGCAAUUGACAAUUUCCCAUUAGAGCUUGAAGGAGCUACAAACCACGCAGAUGUGAUCGCUCUUGCAAAUGAUGUAAUCUUUACUUCCGCUAAUGGAGAUCGACCAGACGCCUCUAACCUUAUCCUUAUUAUUACCGACGGAGUUUCGACUGUUAAAACAGAGCAAACAGUAGUUGAAGCAAAUAGAGCUAUGGCGGCAGGUAUCACAAUGAUCGCCAUAGGUAUUGGACCAGAACUAACUGAAAAUAAUGUGUAUCUUGGCACUAUUGCAUCUGAUCCAGAUGAGUUGUAUGUUUACAGUAUCCAAACAUUCACUGAUUUGAACACCAUCCAAAACAAUCUACUGGAAAGAAGUUUAUGCCCCAGUAAUAAUACAGUAUGCUCGGGAAUUACAGAUAUAAUCUUCGCUCUAGAUCGUUCUGGGAGCAUAUCUACUCCUAAUUUUGAAAUUCUAAAAAGUUUCAUUAUUCAGCUUUUGAAUGGUCUCGAUAUUGGUGAAAAUAAAAACAGAAUAGGAGUGCUAACAUUUUCUGACAAUGCUGAGAUUAUAAUUAACCUGAAUGAAUUCUUUGAUGUCACAAGUAUUGUGAACACUAUUCAGACAUUACAAGCCGGGCCUGGUGCGACGUAUACUGCGAAUGCUAUGGCCAAAGCUCGUGAUGAGAUGUUCAUCGAGGGAAACGGAGAUCGUCCAGAUAUACCGAAUGUCCUGGUGCUUAUAAGUGAUGGUGUUUCCACUGUGAAUCCUGGAGAAACAGCACCAGAAGCUCUAGCUAGCAAACAGAAGGGUAUAACAUUGGUGACGGUUGCAAUAGGAGAUCAAGUUAAUGAUGCCGAACUUUCGGAAAUUGCGUCCUCGCGGGAUUUCAUGUUUAAUGUUACUCGCUUUGAAGAUCUCCCUAACAUUGAAACUGCCUUGAGGAAAAGUGUUUGUAAUGAUGAGGAUGAUUGCACCUCCAUUCCCUGCCUAAACGGAGGCAUAUGCAUUGAUGAGCUGGUGUCCCACACUUGCCAGUGCCCAGCAGACUUCUCGGGUUUCAACUGUAAUCACGAAUGCAAUGGUUACAUCGAUCUUGUCUUUGUCUUGGACACGUCUGGGUCAAUCUUUGAAGCCAAUUUCGAUUUGGUUAAGACAUUUGUUAAAGACAUCAUCCUGAAUCUCCCCAUCUCAAGCUCAAAGACUAGGGUUGGAGCCGUAUCAUUUGCUACAAGUGCCCAACGUAACUUUUACCUCAACACUUACUUUGAUAAUCGGGAACUUCUAAAUGCCAUCGAGAGGAUCCCGUACACAGGUGGCGCAACUAACAUCGCAGAAGCGUUGCAGCUUAUCAGACUUGACAUAUUCAAAGAAGUUAACGGUGACAGGGCCUCAGUUCCGAAUGUCGUCGUACUGAUUACCGACGGAGCGUCCACAGUCUCCUCAUACGACACAUUACCACAAGCGAAUCUUCUCAAGAACUCUGGCGCGCACAUUGUUGCUAUUGGUGUCGGCAAUGAACUGAAACCAAGCGAGAUACGUGGUAUGGCUACGGAUCCAGAUGCCGACAACGCCUUAAUUGUUGAAAAUUUCUUCAACUUGAGACUCUUAGAGGCGGAUAUGCUAACAAUGACUUGUUUUGAUACGGAUGAUUGCACAUCGGUUCCAUGUCAAGCUGGAGGGCAAUGCAUUGACAAAGUGAACUCCUUCGAGUGUGUCUGCCCAAAUGGACGUUCUGGUCCUACGUGCUCACUCACGUGCAAUGGCGAGAAGGACGUUGUUAUCCUAGUCGAUAGCUCUGGUAGUAUUGGAGAAGACAAUUUCAAGAAGGUCACAGAUUUUGUACACGAUCUCGUAGACAGUCUGGAAAUUCACAAUGGGCUCUAUCAAGUUGGCGUUGCUACUUUCGCCGACGAUGCGGUACUAGAGUUUCAUUUGAACACAUACGAAAAGAGAUCGGAGAUUUUAAAUGCAAUUAGUUCUAUACAAUAUACGAAAGGAGCUACCAAUACUGCUGGGGGUAUUGAAUUGGCAAGAACAAUGUUCUCUCCUCAAAACGGCGACAGGAUAAAUGCCGACAAUCUUCUCAUCAUUGUGACAGAUGGCGUUCCUAGAGUACGCAAGGGGGAAGAACGCAGCCAAGCCGACACUGCUAAAGCCAAUGGAAUACAAAUAAAAACUAUAGGUGUUGGCCCGAAUAUUAACGCUGAUAAACUUAAGGAACUAGCCAGUUCCCCAACUGACGAAAAUGUGCGGACAGUUAUUGAUUUUAACAGUCUUGGAAAUCAAAUAGAAAGUCUAAGACAGGAGAUAUGUGCAUAACGAAUUUAUCUUUAGGAAUAUACAAUGUUUUUAUUAUGCGAUGACAUUAAUUUUGAUCAAUUAGAAAAUUAUUUUGAAUACACAAAGAAUUCAAGCACUUUUUCAAACACUCACAAAUUAGAAGAUUAUUUUAAUUGUAAACUGGUAUUUUUCUUUCACCGUUUUGGAUAAUAAACUUUAACACGC
This is a messenger RNA of Owenia fusiformis, 3856 nucleotides long. The record is from the annotation of a GenBank genome assembly. Lineage: Eukaryota; Metazoa; Annelida; Polychaeta; Sabellida; Oweniidae.